GCAACAGGUUGCUCUGGCAGCCAGGAGGAGCAGGAGGCAACGAUAUUCCCCAGCUGCUCGUCUUCCCGCAACGCUUCAGCAUAUUUCCGGCCAGGCUACCUGUGCACCAGCUAGGAAGUGGACAUGAGCACCCUAUCCGCCAACAGGAAGCCCCUCGUGGACUACGGGGUUCAGAUCCGCUUCAUCAAGGACCUCCACAACACGGGUGGGGCAGCACCAGACAAGCCCAGAGGAAGUAAUGCCACCUCACCCCAUCCCGCUAGCAAAUACGGGGUGGCAGUGCGUGUUCAGGGGAUCUCCGGGCAGCCGUACGUGGUGCUGAAUGACGGUGCCAAGGGCGACUCAUAUGGCGUUCAGCUUAACACACCGGCUACCAGCCCCGCGCCCCCCUCAUCACCAUAUAAGAGCACUCCCAAAACCAACGGCACAGCGGAGUUCACCAACCCUCACAGCGUUGGUGUGAGUAACGCACACUCCCCUGAGGACGAGGACGGGGAAAUCUACCAGAGCCCCCUGAGAAGACCUCCAGGGGACGGUCAGGCGGGGAGUCAUGGUGAGGAGGAGGCGAGGACUGCGGAACCCCAAGUCAAAGCAGCUGCAAGUGAUGUACAGGAAGAGCAAGAUUGUACCAGUCAAGAAGAGUACAAUGAAGCCGGGUUGAAACCAGUCAAGGUGAACGGUGCCGGACCCAGGGGCUUCAAACAAAACAGUUUCACAGGGACCCCUUCAAAAUAUGACAACAAGCAGGUUCCAGAAUCUCCUACGGAGUCCUCUGUGUUGACAGACGAGAAACCGAUUGACACCAACUCCCUCGCUCCGAUCAACAAGCUCAUCAGUAAAUUCAACAAUAGGACCCCAGGUGGCUCCCCACAGACCAGGGGCCGAAGCGGCGCGAGACAACAGCUCAGGUUUGAAGAACGCAAGCGCUCCAAAAGCUUGGACGCGCGGAAGGAGACAUCCAGCCCCUCGUUGCCUGCGCCGACCUUCAAUCCCUACGCUUCCCCUCUGUCCGCCGACUUGUCAAAUCGCGUACCGCAGACGAGCUUUGCAUCGCAGGCGAAGUAUGCCGCCAAGGAGACAUCUCCAGUCAUAGCCAAAAAGCCUGCGGUACCGCCGAGGAUGCUAAAAGUCAAUGGUGGUGGGGAGAAGGCUCAAGCCAAGCAAGCUAUUUACAAUGUUCCCAAAGAAGGCACCAGUGAGAAUGACGUAUCCCACGAAAGUAAAACCAACCUUGUGUAUGAGACCACCAGCAGUUUAAAGAGGGAUGGAAACCAGAAGAAAUUUAACCUCGUGGAGCUCGAGGAGGAACUCGCUUACUGCAAGAAGCAACUGCAGCAAGCCCAUGAAGAGUUGGCUGAGGAGCGCAUCAGUCGAGAGAUGGCAGAGUCUCGCCUGCGUCGACAAGAAGAUCACCUGGCCGAGCUCCAGGAGGAGCUCAGGGGGGUCUCAGAAACGGCGCCCCACCCCGACUCGCUGAGGACGGACAUGGCCAGCCUACAGGCGGAGCUGGCCGAGACGUCGGCGCGGCGUCAGCGGCAGGACGAAAUUCUGCGGCAGCGGGAUCGCGAGCUGACGGCCCUGAAGGGGGCGCUCAAGGAGGAGGUGGAGUGUCACGACCGCGAGAUGGAGACGCUCAGAGAACAGUACGCACUCGACAUGACCAACCUCAGGAAGACCAUGGAGCAGCUGACACAGUCGCAGGAGCAGAUCGAGGAGGAGCGCGAGCGCGUCAACGCGUCGCUGGUGAGCCUGGAGGAGGAGCUGGACAGCUGCAGGGAUCAGGGAGACCACUGGAAGUCGCAGCUCCACGGCACCUCGCAUGAGCUGCAACAAGCGCAACAAAACAGGACGAGGGGACACUCCAGCAGUCACAUGCUUCUGAAGUGUCUUUCGGAAAAGGAGGAGUUUGAGAGCAAGCUGAAGGAAGUCCAGGACUCGCUACUCGCCGUGCAGAAGCAGCACUCGCCCUCUUCGGCGGAGGAGCUUCAGCGUUGCCAUGACGAUCUGCGCCAGGCCCGUCUGGCGGCAGACGAGCAGAAGGACGCCCUCCGCGACAAGAGCGAGGCCCUCGAAGCCCUGAGGAGAGAGAGCGACGAGCGCGAGGCUAAGCUCCUGGCGCAGAUCGGCGACAUCAAGGCGCAGAAGGCUCAGCUGGAAAAGGUCCUGCAGAAAGCCAACGAGGCAUCUUCUUCUGUGGUGGAUCACAGCACCAACAUGGAGUUCCAGGAAACAAACACUCGCCUCAGAGAGAGGAUCGCCCGCAUGAGGCUGCAGUCCAGCGCAGCCAGAAGCCCCGAGUCCGAGGAGGCGACGGAGGCCCUGGAGGAUGAGAACCGCUCCCUCAAAUCCCGGCUGGAGGAGGCCAAGCGAGGGGCGUCGCGUCUGGCCAAGGAGAGGGACGAGCUGAGCCGCCGUCUGGAAGAGAGGGACCUGGAGCGGGAGGCCCUGCGGCGGGGCAAAGGCGACCUGGAGGAGCAGAAGAGGCUUUUGGACCGAGCGCUGGAGAAGAUGAACAAAGAGAUGGAGGUGGUGAUGGGCGACUCCCGUCAGUCGGUGGCCGCCCUGCAGACGCAGCUGGACGAGUGCAGGGAGCGCUCCAGGAAGGACUUGUUGGAGGCCCAACGCAACAACAAGGACAGGAUGGCCGAGCUGCAGAGGGCCCAGAGCAACCUCAAGACGCAACAGGAGGAGGUGUCACGGCUGAAGAAGGAGCUGCUGGGCUGCAGCGAGGAGCGAGACAGCGCUCAGCUGGAGCGAGACCUCCUCAGCAACCGCCUCAAGCAUUUGGAGAGCGAGCUGGAGUCGCAGAAGGGAACGCAUACGGACCGCACCCGCGAGAUCAGGGGCCUGGAGGAUAAAAUCAAGACCCUGGAGAUCGAGCUGGACGAGGAGAGGAGCAGCGUGGAACUUUUGAAUGAUCGCAUCACACGCAGUAGAGAUCAGGUGGACCAGCUUCGCUCCGAGCUGAUGCAGGAGCGCUCGGCUCGACACGAUCUGGAGAUGGACAAGAGUGCUAUCGAGAGACAGGUGAAGGAGCUGAAGUCGCGCGUGGCCGACAUGGAGGGACAGACGCGACCCUCGGCCGGCAUUGCCGUGCUGGAAAGCAAAAUUCAGGAGCUGGAGGAGAGGCUGCGCAGUGAAGAACGAGAGAAGAGCAGCAUCCAGGCCUCCCAGAGACGAACGGAGAGGAAGCUGAAGGAGGUCAACGCCACGCUGGACCAGGAGAGGAUCCAGCAUGUCGAACAAAAGGAUCAACUGACCCUGCGCGUGAAGGCUCUGAAGCGGCAGGUAGACGAGAGCGAGGGGGAGGUGGAGCGUCUGGAGGGCGUGCGCAGGAAGGUGCUGAGGGAUCUGGAGGAGCAGCAGGAGCUCCAGGAGGCGCUGCAGGCCAAAGUCACGGCACUGGAAUCAGAAAUCAAGCGCAAGGCGCAGCACUCCCAUCGCAGCACUUUGGCCACGCUGAGCUCCGAGGACGACGACGCUUUCUACGACAUCAACAUCGCCGCCAUCCUGAACGAGAGCCACCACCAAGGCUCCAACGGCUAAUAACGGACCAAGGGAAAAGGCUCACUGCUUUUAUUUUUAGUCGGGCAGCGCAGAGGUUGCCCGGGUAAUGAGGUAGCAUUCAGCUGCAACCACCUCACUUCUUUCCUUUUUUUUUGUUUGGUGAGACUUUUCACAAAUGGUCUCGGUGCUGUUGCUGCAGUGUGUUAAUGCGUGACAUCUCUGUGUUAAAUUCCUGAUAUUUUUCUCAUAAUGUCGGGACUUUUUUACUCAUGAAAUUACAACUUUUUUUUCUUGUGAAAUCCUGCCAUUUUCCUCGGAUUAUUCGCCAUUUCUCCCACAAAAAAGAAGUAAAAAAUAUUUUUUUUCGGAGUGCUAUUUUUUUUUCUUGCAACUUUGUCUUUAUUGUCCUUAAAUUACGACUUCUAUUUCUAUUCUCCUAAAAUUCUGGCUUUUUUUCUCGCAAAUAAA
Molecule: messenger RNA, 3975 nt
Organism: Phycodurus eques (leafy seadragon)
Lineage: Eukaryota; Metazoa; Chordata; Actinopteri; Syngnathiformes; Syngnathidae
Gene: cgnb
Product: cingulin b
Exons: 21
Coding region: 124-3546 (1140 amino acids)
Cellular component (GO): myosin complex
Source: RefSeq, a predicted model, not a curated record